AUGGGCGUGCUCGUACUCGCGCUGGGUGAUGGCCAGCUGGCGCUUGGCCGCAGCCAGCUCGUCGGCCUGCUGAAGGAGGAGCUGGCGAUUAUCCCUUAUAAGAAAUUGAUUUUCCAUGAAGAUGAGGGAUAUUAUCUCACCUUUGAGAUUGAGGAAGAGGUGGACAUGGUCGAGGAUGAUGAUCCUACAAAUGGAGAUGAAGAUUCUAAUUCUAAAGAAAAGGAGCAUGAGAAGAGAAAGGACCCUAAGGGAGAUAAUUCAAAGAAUGGCAAUUCAUCCAGAGAGCCACAGGCAAAAAAUGACUUUCCUAUGACUGGGGGCAAUGGAGUAUCUGAUGUCAAUAAGGGUGCGCAUACAGCUGCUCUUCAGACAUUGCCUGAUCUUGCACAAUGCAGUGUUGUGGAGGCGGGUUUGGAGAAGAUCACCGGAUCUACACCGACCCCUGUUUCGAGCCGAAGACUUUAUAUCUCUCCCUCGACGAAACAGAAUGGUUGUGCUCUGGUUGUUGAUGACGGAGAUGGGGUUGGCCUGCCUAGGACGCUAGGUUCUGAUAUACUCCAGUCUACCGCGAUCACUGAUGGUAUUUCUACUCGCAUAUCUUCCCCUGCCGAGCCAGGGAAGUCGCGUGUCAUGACAGCGUCUGCUGCCGUGGCAGACCUGCCUGCUUUCUCUGUCGUGGCAGAGCUUUCAGGUGCGGAAAUUCCUUAUAAAUAUGGUGGCAUUGGUGUGGAUGUGCAACCAGCAUUUAACCACCCAUUACUGAGAGACCACAAAAUUCAGAUGGAACCAAGUUCUCUCCCACUGAGUACAUAUGUAGAAUCUCCAUCGACGCAUUCCAUGCCACAAGCACAAUUGCCUAUCAUUGACUGCCCGACAGGAACAAUUCCAAUAUUGCGUAACAAUAGAAUGGACCACAUGGCGGCGAAAACUAUUGACGCAGUGAUAGGCAAGGACCUUCAAGAAGAUGGUGCAGGAAUCGAAUAUAAGGAUGAGCUAUAUGGAACACGGGCAAAAAUAAAUGUUUAUGCUCCAAAAGUGAAGACGAAUAGUAAGGAUUUCAGUGCAUCAAGCAUACAAAUGAAUGGGGGGCCAAAACCGGGCCUUCGAGAUGCGAUAGGUGCCGGUUCUUUGGUAUAUCCAAGAUAUAGUGGUGACAGCUUUGCUAGAUUUCAUGUUUUCUGGGAUUAUGGUGUACCAACAAAUAGUUGCCUCAAUCAUGAUUGCCCUGGUUUCGUGCAAGUUAGCCGAAGUGUUGUCCUCGGAGGAAGAAUAAACCCAAUAUCUUCCUAUAAUGGACCGCAGUAUGUAAUAGAUGUUCUUAUAUUUAAGGAUCCAAAGACUAAAAACUGGUGGGUAUCUUAUGGUGAAAAAAAUACACCAAUUGGAUAUUGGCCAAGCUCAAUUUUCCAAUACAUGAAGGACACGUGUGAUUUCGCAUUUUGGGGUGGAUAUGUUCAAGGUCCAACAGCAUCGACAAACUCUCCACAAAUUGGCAGCGGUCAUUUUGCUUCAGAAGGCUUUGGAAAAGCAUCUUUUCUGAAAAAUAUCCAAAUUGUAGAUAAGAACAAUAAUCUUAUUACUCCAAAUGUUCAUAGAGCCUAUCCAGGCAGUACCAAUUCUUCCAAAUAUACUUCAUCUAAUUAUGAUGUCAAUAACUAUGGUAUCCAUGUGUACUAUGGUGGACCCGGUGAUUUAGUGUGA
Lolium rigidum is the source of this 1701-nucleotide messenger RNA. RefSeq lists its product as uncharacterized. The transcript is spliced from 7 exons. Lineage: Eukaryota; Viridiplantae; Streptophyta; Magnoliopsida; Poales; Poaceae. Bases 1 to 1701 code for a protein of 566 amino acids. The record is from RefSeq and is a predicted model, not a curated record.